This is a messenger RNA of Calliphora vicina (urban bluebottle blowfly), 1046 nucleotides long. Its product is annotated as mitochondrial ornithine transporter 1-like. The transcript has 6 exons. Gene Ontology annotation, cellular component: mitochondrion. Bases 126 to 1046 code for a protein of 306 amino acids. Lineage: Eukaryota; Metazoa; Arthropoda; Insecta; Diptera; Calliphoridae. Gene Ontology annotation, molecular function: L-ornithine transmembrane transporter activity. The record is from RefSeq and is a predicted model, not a curated record. Gene Ontology annotation, biological process: mitochondrial L-ornithine transmembrane transport.
UGUGUCUAAGAAGAGUUCCAGUGGAGAACUGAUUUAGUGGUGUAUUCAAAACAUAAUUUUGCUUCUUUGUUAAUUAGGGAAAAUUUUAUUCUUUUUUAAUUGUUUAGUUAUAAAAAGCCAUCAAUAUGUUGGAUGUCACUGGUAAAACUACAGAUAAUAAAUUGCUGACGGGCUGUAUAGACUUUACAGCGGGUUCUUUGGGUGGCGCCCUACAAGUUUAUGUUUCCCAACCUCUGGACACGGUGAAGGUAAAACAACAAGCCUUUCCCAAACUCUACAACAAUAUGGUGGAUUGCUUUGUAAAAACCUAUCGGCAAGAUGGUAUUUUCCGCGGUCUAUAUGCCGGUUCCAUACCAGCUGUUAUAGCAAAUGUGGCUGAAAAUUCUGUAUUAUUUGCCGCCUAUGGUGGCUGUCAAAAGGCGGUGGCAUAUGGCAUGAAAAUAGAGCAUACUAAAGAUUUGCCAGUAAUAGGAAAUGCAUUUGCAGGAUUUUUGGCUGCAUUCUUUUCGACGUUCACACUAUGUCCCACGGAAUUGGUUAAAUGUAAAUUGCAGGCUUUAAGAGAGAUGCAACUACAAAAUCCCAAAGCUUCUAAUAAUGUGCAUAUUACACCCUGGAAACUUACCAGACAAAUAAUGGCUACUGAAGGUGUACCCGGUUUCUUUAGAGGCCUCACAUCAACAUUCAUGCGUGAAAUGCCCGGUUACUUCUUUUUCUUUGGUGGCUAUGAGGGCACCAGACAAUUUUUGGCCAAACCCGGACAAUCCAAAGAAGAUAUAGGCGCUUUAAAAACUAUGUUCGCUGGUGCCGUAGGUGGUGUCACUUUGUGGACGUCUAUUUUCCCAGCCGAUGUUAUUAAAUCACGUAUACAAGUUAAUAAUCUUAAGAGAUCAAUGACCUCGGUAGGUUUGGAAAUAAUACGCAAAGAAGGUGUUGUGGCUUUAUACAAUGGUCUAUUGCCCUCGGUGUUGCGUACUAUACCAGCAACAGCUACUUUGUUCUUAGUAUACGAAUACACCAAAAAGACUUUGAACGAAUUGGUGUGA